UGGAUUAGGUGAAUUUUCUGUUGCUUAUGCAAAAUACUUACCAACUGAGAUUACUGAAGUUUUUCAAAUGAUUGCUCUUCGAACACAGCCUUUUUAUAUAGAGAAAUAUGAAAUGGAUACAAACUUUAAUACAUUAUCAGAUUACUUAAGAACUUUAUCACAAAUUUUACAACAUAUACCAAAUAUUUCACAAUAUCACAUCAAUGUAGUAAUAGAAUUAAGUAUACUUUUUAUUAAAAAAUUUCCAAAUACAAAUAGAAAAAAUAGAGAUUAUAUUGUGAAUGCAUUAAAAAGUACAUUUCUAAAUAUUAUUUGUCUCGAAAAAAAUGUUCAAUCUCAAUACUUUAAAUGUUUUUUUCGUGAAGGAAUAUUGAACUCUUGUUCUCAUAGAUUAUUUAUUGAUGUAGAACUACAGCAACAAAUGCAAAGUCUUCCAGAGUAUCCAAUUUGUUAUAAAAACUAUUUACCUCUUUGGCAAUCAUUAUUUAAGAUAGAGAGUGAAAAUCAAUUUCCUCGACACUUUAUUUUACAAAUUUUUAAUGAAUUUAUUUCAGUUUUAAUUUUAUUUGUGGAUAAUCUGAAUUUUAAUGUAAACUUUCAAGAUGAUAAUUUGUAUAGUGACACAUUUUCUUUAUUGAAAGUUGAAAAUAAAACAGAUUUCCGGUUUUUUAUUAAUCUUGUUGAUUUAUAUAUAGAUGUUUUUGAAAAUGUCAACAGCAUUUUAUUGAAAAAUUGGAUUGAAAAACUUAUAAUAUAUUUUAUAAAAUACUCAUAUAAGUAUUCAUUGAUUUCUGGUUUUUAUAAACUAAUUAAAAUUUCUCAAUAUAUAUGUAAUGUUAUCAAGCUUAUUCCUGGAUUUUCUGGUGAAUUACAAGUAUCAUGUAUUUAUUUAAUUUUUAGCAUUCCAUUACAUUUCAUAAAAGAUUUAAUGAGUCAAAUUAGUUCAGUUUUCAAAAUUGCUUUUAAUAUUGGCUUAAACGAUCUUUCUUUAGCAUUUUACGCAUUAAAAAUGUUGGAGAAUUUAAUAAAUAAUCCAGAAAUUCAAUGUUCAAGAGAUUUUGUGAUGAGUGCAAUUCAUUAUAUAGAUCCAUAUCUUUCAUGUGAAUAUGGCAGCUUAAAUAUAUCUGCAUUUACUAUUAAAGAUAAAAAGGAAUCCUUACAAAAUAUUACUAAUAUGAAUGAUGAUGAAAGUCUCGAACAGUUACAAAAAAAAAUAUUACUUUUUUAUGGUUCGCUUGGUUUGAAUAUUUUAUUAGAUUUUAUUCACGAAAAAUCUAUUCAAACAAAUGCAACAUGGAACAAGAAAAAUCUUUUUCAACAUGAAUUACUUUUUCCAGAUAUUCGUUUAGUUAUUUACUUUGAUAAAUUUAUUCCAAGAAUAAUUGAAUUGACAAAAAGUGUUAAUAACAAAACAAAAAUUUCAGCAUGUGAAUUAUUACAUACUUUAAUAAUAGUUAUUGUAGAGAAGAAAUUAAUGGAUCAAUGUUUUAAUAAACCAAUGUGUUACACAGUUCUAAGACUUGCUAGCGAUUCAAAUGACACAAUCAGAAAUUUAUAUUAUCCAUUGGUAAUACAAUUGACUCAUUAUUUGAGCUCUAAUUUAAUGAAAGAAUCAAGAAUACCUCAGGAUUUUAUAGACUCGUUGUUUGAAGGUUUGACCGAAGAAUUCAAUACAUGUAUACGAGAUUGUUGUGGUUUGUAUUUAAAGGAAUUUGUAGAGUGGUCAGUAAAACAAUCGAAUGAAAGUGAAUUUGCAAGUUUAUUGAAAAUGAGAAACAUUGUUCAUCGAAUAACGAAUUCAGCCCUUUAUCCAUCGAAUAAAAAACAUCUAGCUGCUGCAAUUGCAUUCAAUCAUCUGUUUUCGAUUCUUCAAGAAAAUUCAAGUAUUCUUAACAUAUACUGGCUAGAAUUUUUAUAUGCUUUUGUAAAAUGUUUGGAAGAUAGCGAUGAUAUACAAAUUAUUUGCGCUAUUAAUCGCAUAGAGAAAGUGAUAAGAAACAAUGCAACUAUAUUUAAUAUUGAAAGUUCUGAUAGAAGAAGGCCUCCAGGCUUUCCAGAUGUAACUUUAAAAGGUGUAUUGAUAUGGCUUUUUAAUUACUGUGCUUCUUUGAAUAUAAAGUGUAGAUGCAAAAGUAGAGAACUUUUUGAACAUUUUUUGCCAUUGACAUCUGAAUAUGAUGUUAUCAAAAGUGUUCUUAUGGAUAAAGUUAAUGAAAUUGUAUUAAAAAAUUUGGAAGAAGACUUUGAGUAUAUUACAAUUAAUAAUUCAAAGGCUAUGCUACGAAGUUUAGAUUUUUAUAUUUGGAUUCUAAAAAGAAAAUUUUUACCUCUUGAAAGUUUAACAGUAAUUGAAAAAUUGCCUGAGAAGUUGAAAAUACUGUUAACAUUAAUAAAGACCGUAAGUUUAAAAAAGAAACCAAUAGAAGCAAUAAGAAAAAAUGGAUCUCCAAAUGCAUUGUAUUCAUGGAUCUUAGAAGAGCUUUUUACGUCAAAUAAUCUUGAAAAGAAAACAAUAUUCUUACAACACUUUUUAAUAUGCUUGGUUGACGAAGAGUCGACGAUCAUUAAUCCAGAAUUGUUCAUAGUUUUCCGACAAUUGAGAGAUGAAGAUACCAGUGUUUGUUUGAAAAAAUUCGAAUCGGACGAUACACUACGAUUUCAAGCUAUAUCAUGCUUCCAAAUGUUAUUAAAAAUGCUUGUCAUUACGAAAUCUUUAACAUUAUAUCAAGGUCUUAUUAAAUACACAGCCGGAAUGUACAAUUUUUUAUUUAAAGAAAAUAUAAAAGAAUAUUUAAAUUUAUAUUUUGCUAAUUUAUCAGAUGUAAAUGCAUUAAAAUCAUUAGAAAUUGCUUACAAAAUGUUCAUGGAGUUCAAUUUAAGCGUUGAAAGACUCGACGUUCUCAAGUACUUUCUAUUGCCAUCUAUUGAAUCAAAUAAGACUUCAAUCAUUGAAAGGUUUUACGUUGAAAAUUAUAAGGAAAUUAUUUCAUACGUAAUAAGAAAAAUUAGUGACGUUUUAAGUAGUACCGAAGAUAGAAUUAAACUAAUUAUUUCAAAGAUAGGCUCGUAUAACAUAUUUGAGCUUCUUUUUGCCAAAUUUGAAUUGAAAUUUAUGACAGUUGUAGAUUCCACUACGCAUAUUGAAAAAUCAAUUAAUCAAAUUUUAGUACGACAAGCCAUGGACUUGCGUUCUUUAAUUACGAAAAAUGCCGAAGAAAAGGAAAUGACAAGGCUGUUGCACUGUGCAGGUUUCAACUGUUGCACUACAUUGAUCAGUAUGAAGAAGGAUGAAGUAUUUUAUCCGUUGAUAUUUUAUGAAGAUAAAAAGACAAACGCACUCAUCUGGGAAAGGAUCGUCGACUGCGACAGAAAAUACAAUUUCAAUGAAACGACGUCAUCCGUAAAGAAAGAUAUAAAAACAUUAAUAAACAUUCGCAGGAAUAAUUAUAAUAACGAGGAAAAUCCAAGAGAAACGGCUGACUCAUACUAUCAUCAUUAUAGUCUAGCCUCUUUAACCUACUUUGAGGAUGUUCACGCGUUCGAUCUCAACGAUUAUAAAAUCCUGACGCAAGUCGAGACAAAUGUAGAAGUGGAGCGCCGAUUGAGCAUGAGUUUUGAGAGCGACGAACUCAACGAACACGAGUGCAUGCCCAUGAUAUCUGGCGUCCUCGUGCAUAUGUUUAACAACGAAAUAUACGCGAUGCCCGAAGGUCAGAUCGGCACCGACCAGUUGCCCCGAUGUUUAAAGUAUUUUCGUAACUCAUUCGCCACGCGUCACGACAACGUCAGACUCUUCCUGAUGAAGAUUAUCGGAAAUGCCAAGAACGCCUUCGUACCGUGCAUCAAGGCCUUCUUCCAACCCCUUUUAGGCACCAUCGACCGUUAUCUUGCAAGCAACCCGCUCAACUACAUCGUCAGAGACAUCCUCGUUAUUCUCAUUCAAUCCAGGUACAAGCCCAUUGGCGAGGGCGAGAUAAAAGACGCCCAGAAACUUAUCGAACGGCUAAUUGAAGUCGCUCCUGAUCAUUCCCCUCGUUUUUUCCGUUACAACCUCGAUUUAAUCGAAAAUCUCACAAGACUUUGGAUCGAGCAGCUUCACUGGCCUAAAAUACUCGAGAACAAGGUUAAUUUGGACUGCGACUUGCUCGUGAAAGCAUCAUUGGCCCUCCUUCACGCUGGUUUGCGCGGGAUCACCGACUGCGGUCUAAUUUGCAAUCACGUCUGGUCCGCGAUGCAGCAUUGGACAGAAGAGGAGUCUAAAGUUCUCGCACGUUUCGAGGCACUCGGCUGGAUAAUGCGCCUUCGUGACAAGAACUGUAGUCAUAUUGGGACUCCCGAGAUAACAGCUCUCCUUAGCAAUAUCGAAGCUAAGAAUCAAGAUCGCUGGGCUCGUUGUUUGUUCGCGCUUCAUCGUGGUUGGGGACUCCAGGCCCAAUCGGGGCCUACCCUUAUUGAGCUUAAACGCCUGCCUGAGCACGCCUGGCCCGAGGCCCUUGACCUUUUCCUCAGACGACUACCUCAUCUGCAACCCGAUCGACUGCACACGGAGUUUUUGCUUUUAGAUCUGUCCAUGUACCUUCGCGAGCGCUCACCCACCUGCGCAGGACCCGCCCUGCGUAUUCUCGCGGCUUUGGUACCGCGACUCGCGGAGCCAGAGUUGCGACCUCUCUUACUCUUGGCAGUUAGGCUUACAGGUCCAGCGGGUACUCCAGAACAGAGGUGGCUAGGAUACGCGGCGCUAGCUGAAGCAUAUCUGCACUACAAGGACGCGUUUUACUUACGGUGGCUCGUACGGGGCUUGAACGACCCGUCGGAGAAGGUACACGAAGAGGUACUCGAGUUCUGGCGUAAUCGCAUCUCUAUGCCAAAAACAAGCAGCGAACGCCUAUUAUUUAUUCUCGAUUUGUAUAUGCCUGAGUUGGAAUCCGUUUUCGCCCAUUUUCUUUGUUUGUCGAUGUUGGACCUGGCGGCGAAUGCUCAGGAUGGUGAGCGCCUGCUCUUAGACAUACUAGACAAUAACGUACCGACGAGCUGGAAAUUUGCCAGUUUGGGUACUCACGCGCCGCUUUUCGUCCCGUCAUUGGUCAGUCGGCUUAACAUGCCUGGAUCUUGGCUAGACGCAGAUCAAUCCGUACCCAAGCGAAUGCCCGACCCCUCGCAAAAUGAAUUGUCCUGGCGUCCGAAUUCGCGUGAGCUUAGCGCUGCUAGCAAACGCCACGGGAGUUAUAGGAGGCGUUUUGUAACAGACGAUUAUGAGAAGUCUAACGUUACGCAGCAAGGUUUUGUCGAGAGUGUGAAACGGCUUCUCGCCCAGGACACGAUGUUCUGCAAGGACUUUGCCGUGGCACUUGUGUGCCAAUUGAUCGAGCGUCUACGCGGCGCCGAGAAAUACGAUGACUUUGUAAAUAAUUUGACUGCAAGUUUUGACAGAGCUUUACAGGCGCAGCAAGAAGAAGACAGUGAUUUCUUGGCAGUGAUCUUGGAGAUCGCAUUGCGCUCGAAAGUAAUGAGGGUAAACGCCGAGACUAUAGGAAAGGUCUGUAAGACACCGAGUCUCAAUGCUCUAGGGAUACUUUUAUUGGAACAAAACAUAAAUGAGGAGAGUGAGGAGGACCCUCCGCCGAAGAAGAGAGCGAAGACGGAUGAUUUGGAGGAAAAAGGCAAUUGGAUGAAAUUGGCAACGUUAUUUAAAUCAAUAGGCAAGGGUGACCUUGUGAAAAGUAUUUUUAAACGCCCUAACGUGUUUAUUAAGGAAAUGAGAGAGGCCGCAAUGGCCCAUGCUAACACCGAAUGGCUCGAGGCGAAAGAUCUUUACGAAAUCGCCUAUGAAGUAACAUUUAGUCCCGAAAAGGACUUCUGCCUUGAAAAUAUGUUCGAGUGCUUUUACGAACUUAGUUCCUGGGGCGAGAUUACUAAGAAAACCGAUAUUAUUCUUGACGGUAAUUAUAAUUCAGUCUGGGAGUCUCCAAAACGACAGCUGCUUCUUCCCUGGAUACUUCGGGGACAACUACAACAAUCUCUCGAGGUUUUCAACGACGGCAAAGAGCUGGAAAAUGCCAACUUCAUUGCUAAUUUCGACAGUUGGAUACAGAGCAAGGAAUCGUUUAUGAAAAAGACUUACGGCGAGGAGAUGGCAAUGUUUUACAUCUGUGGUCAGGAAACCGACGAAAUUUCCAGGCAUUCUGUCAAAUGUCACCUUGAUUAUCUAAGAGAGCAAUGGACGCGUUUGAGUCCCUUGUCUGAGAUAUUGAAGACGCAGAUUCUGAUGAAACUUCGAGCAAUUUAUAAUAUCAACAAUUAUAUCGAGCUACUCAGGUCUACGGACAUUGUUGAAGCGUCAAAAAGUAUAAUUCGUUACUGGGAUCAGCACGUGCCCUCUCCGAACGACGAGCUUUCAAUUUGGAAUAUUCACGUAUCGUAUAGAUUAACUUUAGCAAAUAUAUUACAUAGAAAACUAUUUGAAAACGGAGCAGAAUCCAUGGCCUUCAAAGAAAUAAUAGCAGCGAGCAUUCGACAACGAUUAAAAAUAACUGAAUUAGCAAUGAAACAUAAAAAUUAUGUAAUAGCUAAAAAGCAUGUACUAAGAUGCGAGAUAAUGUUAAAUCAACUCGACGGAAACGAUUAUUUGAAAUUGAAACAUGAUUUUACUUUGACAGCUUCAAAGUAUAAAUUUUUUUGUGGUCAACGUUUUACUAACACUGCAAAAAAAUUUAAAUAUUAUCUCUGUUCGUGGCAAAUAACAGAUCAAAUAAUAAAGGAUAAUAAUGCCGAUCUCGUGACGAAAAUCAAUGCCAAGCACCAUCUCUUUGAUUUAGCUUUAGCUUUAAAGAGUUCAGCAGAAAAAAAUCCAGAAUUUUUACAUCUCCUUAUGCAAACUAAUAUUUUCAAAGAAAUGGAUAAGCCAGAUGGUGCUAAUAUUUUAGACGCUUUUAAAGCAUAUAGUUUUAAUAUUUUAAAGAAUGUAUGCGAAUCGUCUAAUGAUACAGUGAUGGCUAAGAGCUAUACAAAAUUUGGAAAGUAUUGCUACACUUUCUUAUAUGGAAUCUAUCAACGCGACUCGACCAUUUCCGAUCAGUUCAUCUCCUCUAUAUUAAUUGGCAUGUCCUUAGGCUCACUGGAGGCUGCUCAUUAUUUUCCUUGUCUUUUAAAAGAAGAGUUUUAUGAAAACGAGCAAUCGGUGCAACUUUUCAUUUCUAAAAGUAAAAAUGUACCGAGCUGGAUGUUUCUAUCCUGGCAGGCACAAAUUUUAGCGUAUUUAAAUAAACCAAUUGCUAAGCUCCUAAUUCCAAUUCUGUACAGACUAGUAAGCGAUUAUCCAUAUGGUAUAAUGUAUAAUUUCCGUCAUAUUUACGAGGCUUUACCUUCAUUAAGAAUAAAUUGUAAAAUCCAGAGUAUGUAUGAAUCACUUUUCAGUAAUCCAAAAAUUGAUACAUUUUUUAAAGCGAUGCAUCGAGUUUGUCAACCAGAACAUUAUACGAGACAUUAUUUGUUGAAAAUUUUCGAAUCCGAUGGUAAUUUAUCUAAUUCUAUCGAUACUUUGAUUGACAAUAUUUUUAUACAACAAGUACAAGAUAACUCAUUGCAAGGAUUGAUCUAUAGAGUUCUAGACAAGUAUAAACGUCGACUAAACGAAGUAAAAGAGAUGGAUUGUGAAAAUGCUAAAAAACAUUUGCGAAAUAUUGCCAUUGAUUUAUAUGAAUCAAUGAAAAAAAGAUUGGCAAAUGUAAAUAGGCAAGCUUUGCAAAUCAAGGAUUAUAGUCCAUAUUUAAGUAAUUUUUCAGGCGAAGACAUUGAACUUGAGAUACCAGGACAAUAUCGAGAUAAUGUAAAGCCAAUGCCUCAUUAUCAUAUUAAAAUCUUAAAGUUUCAUCGUUUCGUCAGAGUAAUGGAUUCCAAAUGCAACCCUAUCAAGAUCAGAAUGAUUGGAAAUGAUGCAUUGACUUAUGAUUUCCUUACUAAGUUUGGUGAAGAUCUUAGAUUGGAUCAGCGGUUACAACAGAUUUUCAAUAUAACUAACAAAACCUUAAAGGCUGAUAUAAAUUGUAAGAAGAGGCACUUGUCGAUAAAUACUUACAAUGUUAUUGCGCUAUCGAGUUCGUUGGGACUUAUUCAAUGGGUUGACGAAACAAAGUCACUCAAAGAAUUUGUUCAAUUUUCAAUGGCCGACAAGACAAUAAUCGAAACCGUGUCAUUAAAAUAUCAAAGUUGGAUUAAAAAGGCAGGGAGAUCAGACGGAUUAAGUAGUGCAUAUAAAAGAGCUGUGACGAAAUAUCACCCGAAGGAAGUGAUAUCUAAAAUGAAAGAGCUCAUUAAUGUUAUUAAUCCGGAUUGUUUGAGAAAGACUUUUGUAAUGCUGAGCCCCUCUUUGGAAUGUUUCGUAUCGUUGCGACAAAAUUUCAUCACGAGUUAUGCAACAAUGUGCACAAUUCAUUGGAUCACUGGAGUCGGAGAUCGGCAUUUGGAAAAUUUGUUAAUCGAAGUGAAAAGUGGAAAGUGUUAUGGCAUUGACUUUGGCUUAGCUUUUGGCACUGGCAUCGAUCAAUCAAUUCCAGAAUUGGUUCCAUUUAGGCUAACAGCACAGAUUUUAGGCUUGUUCAAGCCUUUUACCGAGGAAGACUUAUUUGGAAUUACGAUGACUCAUGUAUUAAACGCUUUGCGAAUCGAACAAGGUCCUAUGGUGGCCUGUUUAGAUAUAUUUAUUCAGGAACCUUUGGACUGGAGUAAACACGCAAAUAAACAUCUAAAUGAUGAGCAGGAGAAAGAUUUUAAAUGGUUACCACGAAAGAAAAUUGAAAUUAUAGAAAAAAAACUAAAUGGAGGUAAUCCAUCUAAAAUAAUGGUGGAAGAAUUAUCCAUCAUGCACGAUGAUGAAAAUUUAUUUGAAGGAACUCUUUAUAAGUACACACACAUUAUUAAUGGAACUGAUUCUAAGCAUAUAAGGAAAAGAUCAAGAAUGAAAACUGAAUUUCUUACAUCAGAAAAACAGGUACAAUGUUUGGUGGAACAGGCUACAGAUUUAAAUAUUUUAGGACGCAUGUGGGUUGGAUGGGCUCCUUAUGUUUAA
Ceratosolen solmsi marchali is the source of this 9064-nucleotide messenger RNA. RefSeq names its product DNA-dependent protein kinase catalytic subunit-like. The record is from RefSeq and is a predicted model, not a curated record. The transcript has 9 exons. Gene Ontology annotation, biological process: double-strand break repair via nonhomologous end joining; telomere maintenance. Gene Ontology annotation, cellular component: nucleus. NCBI's taxonomy places the organism in Eukaryota, Metazoa, Arthropoda, Insecta, Hymenoptera, Agaonidae. Gene Ontology annotation, molecular function: protein serine/threonine kinase activity; protein binding. The coding region runs from base 68 to 9064 and encodes 2998 amino acids.